Messenger RNA from Schistosoma rodhaini, 1721 nucleotides. NCBI's taxonomy places the organism in Eukaryota, Metazoa, Platyhelminthes, Trematoda, Strigeidida, Schistosomatidae. The record is from the annotation of a GenBank genome assembly.
CGUCUGAACCUGCAGAAUAACGAGUAAAACUAUUUUGUAAUAACUUUCCCCUUUUGUACUAAAAACCGCGUAUUUUAAUUUUAAAUAGAUCGGCUGUACCAGCACACCGUGUUCUCACUUCAGACGCACUUGUCGGUCCUGACUGUUGUGUUGCUGUUUCAGGUCGCUCCUGCUCCCAAGUAAACGUCGAAAUACAACGUGCUACAGCUUUUAAAAGCUUGUUAAACAAUAUAUUUCUAGUUUUUAUCCUAAGAUCGAGAAGAUUCGAAAAUCACAGCAAUUUUUUCAUUAUUUACCUUGUGAACUUCAGAUUCAAAUGUUGCACUUGUUCUUACUUCUCGUUCUGAAUCCUGUGUUCUUCGAACAUGUUCAUGGAGAACGUCAAUGGGAUCAUUUUGUGUUUAGUCUUGAGUGGCCACCUACUUAUUGUUUCAUUCAAACGUGUAAACUUCCUUACAGUAUCAACGAUUUCAAUAUUCAUGGACUAUGGCCAAGUAUAUGGCCACAUAUAGAACCGAAAAACUGUUCAAACAGAACACCUUUUAGAAUUGAAUUAAUCAAGCCUAUUUAUAAUGAUUUACAGAAACAAUGGGCAAAUCUGAUUGAUUUUGACAAUCCCGAAGAUUUUUGGAAACAUGAAUGGAGUAAACAUGGUGUUUGUGCAAUAAGUGAUCAUCCAUUUAUAUCAAAUGAAUUGGAUUAUUUCAAUAUAUCACUUGCAAUAAAAUCGAAAGUGAAUUUAUUAAGUCGUCUUGAGUCAGUCAGCAUUACACCAAAUAAUUUGGUUACCUUAAAGCGUGAUAUGUUGCUUGAUCAAUUGAAAAAUUUAUUCAGUGUGAAUGUGUUAAUAUAUUGUUCUUUGCGAAAGCAUGAACCAGGCAGAUUGUCUGAAAUUCGAAUUUGUUUAAAUCCAUCAUUAGAAUUCAUUGAUUGUCCUAUAUCAUCAGCAAACAAAAUUAAUGAUCAACAAUUUUCAAAUCAUUUUUAUAAAACUAUUUAUAGUCAUUCUGUAUGCAAAUCCUUGUUACCAUGGUUAUAUCAAUCUCCAAUUUGUUUAAAUCAACCAUCUACUAAAUUAUCAAACAAUGUACCAUGUCCAGAAGAGUUAAUAUUUCCAAAAUUUAAUUAAAGAAAAAGUAAAUAUUCAUUUUCUUAAAAUGUUCUAUUCAUCUAAUUGUAUUCAAUCCAUGGUAUAUAUAUAUAUAUAUAUAUAUGUAGAUAAUUUGUUCCCCCUUACCCUAGUUACUACACCUUUUGUUGCCAUGGCAUUUAUCAUUAUCAUUCAGUUUUUAUUUAUGUAUUCUGUUAUGUAAUGAGAAAAAUUGUUGGUUUGUUUGUUGUUGUUUUUUGUGUGUGUAUUAUUUAAACCCCCCAAAAAAAUAAUGACAAUUUUAAUAGUUGAAAUUAUCAGUCACUUGAAGUUAGAUAGAUACCACCAUGGAAGAAUCCAAAUGUUCCAUGGUGAUAUCUAGCUACAUGAUCUCCCUUUUAUAAUAAUAAACAAAUUGUUUUGUAUUAGAUCAAUUCAUUAUUUUAUGUUGUUUUUAUUUAAACUACCUUUUUGUAAACAAAACUUUAUCCGUUUUUAUCAUAAUUUAUAUAAUGUGUCAAAUGAAUGGAAUAGACUUUGUUUGUUUUAUAUUUGAAAAAUACAUUUUAACUUUUGUAUAUCUGGUUAAUAUUACAGCUUAUAUACAAAAAUAAGUAACGCUUGUGUAAAG